AUGACUUCGAUUCUCAACAACACAGUCUCCUCCAUCCUCUCCUCCCGAGUUAACACCACCGAACGACUCGGAGUUCUCUCCCUUCGGAAUCCAGAUUCCGUCGAGUUCACUCGUCGACGGCGGAGAUUGGUUGUGCGUGCGGCUGAGACUGAUACUGAUAAAGGUUUUGUUAAUGAGUUUGAAUCUCGACGGCAGUUAAAUCUCGGGUACCGGACAAGGCACCAGUCGGUGGUUCAAGCAUUAACCAGCUUCUUGGUAUCAAAGGAGCUGCUCAAGAGACUGUGGCAAAAGAUAAGUGAUCCUGAAAGCAUAGCUGAGAUACUUAAACAGUAUUCUCACGUAUUGAGCUGUGCUGGUUUGCUCAAGAAAGCUCAUGAGCUCUCUGUUCUCUGUGACGCUGAGGUUGCCGUCAUUGUCUUCUCCAAGUCUGGCAAGCUCUUCGAGUUUUCAAGUGGAAGCAAAGCGCAGGAAAAGAUAUUCGCGAGAUUCUCAUGGGUGAAAGCCACAGGGGAUGGCAAGUUAUAA
Molecule: messenger RNA, 525 nt
Organism: Eruca vesicaria subsp. sativa (arugula)
Lineage: Eukaryota; Viridiplantae; Streptophyta; Magnoliopsida; Brassicales; Brassicaceae
Source: the annotation of a GenBank genome assembly